Molecule: messenger RNA, 1852 nt
Organism: Leptomonas pyrrhocoris
Lineage: Eukaryota; Euglenozoa; Kinetoplastea; Trypanosomatida; Trypanosomatidae
Product: putative mitochondrial aldehyde dehydrogenase
Exons: 1
Coding region: 254-1852 (532 amino acids)
Molecular function (GO): aldehyde dehydrogenase (NAD+) activity
Source: RefSeq, a predicted model, not a curated record
GCCGCUGGUGAAGUGCCACUACGUGUUAUUCAUUAUUGUUUUUGAUUAUACAAACACAAUACACACACUGUACUCGACGUUACACUCGCACAGACGUGUUGCCUCUUCUUCUUUUUUAAAAAAUACUUCUCUCCCGUGUGAGCGCUGCUACGAGCUCACACUUUUCGACACGCCACUGGUCAUUAAAAAACCACGCAGAGUGUAUCGACGAGGGUACGAACGACAACGACAAAACAAAGCCCAAGGUAUAUCAAUGGCUGCCAAGUUCACCGUGAAGAACCCGGCCACCGGUGCCGUCGUGGGCGAGUACGUCCAGCAGCACGCGGAGGAGGUCGCGAAGGCCGUGGCUGGAGCACGACACGCGCAGACGGCGUGGGCGACGCUGAGCUACAACGAACGCGCGAAGCACGUGCUGAAAAUGAAGGCCUUUCUCGCCGCCAACGCGGACCGCGCGUGUGAGGUAAUCACGGCGUGCAGCGGCAAGGUGCGCCAGGACUCCCUUGUGACGGAGGUGAUAUCCGGUGUGCUGGCCUGCGACUGGUAUGCGAAGAAUACGAAGAAGGUCCUCGCCUCGCAAAAGCUGCCCACCGGCUCCACAUUUUUCGCCAACAAGAGCAACGAACUGAUCUACGAACCGGUCGGUGUCGUGGGUAUCAUCUCGCCGUGGAAUUACCCCUUUUCCAUCCCCUUCGGCGAGGUGCUUAUGGGGCUGAUGGCGGGCAACGCGGUGUUGCUGAAGGUGGCGACGAACUCCACCCCCGUUGGCUGCUUCAUCGACGACGUCGUGAAAGCGGGCGAACUCCCGCCGGGGCUUUUUCAGCACCUUAUUGUCGGCGGUGCAGAGGCGGGUCCGGCCUUCCUGGCGGCUGGCAUCAACAAGCUUUUCUUCACCGGCAGCGUCGGCGUGGGCAAGAAGUUAAUGGCUGAGGCUGCAAAGACGUUGACGCCGCUGUCGCUGGAGCUUGGCGGCAACGACCCGAUGGUGGUGCUGAAGGACGCCGCGAUUGAGCGGGCGGUGAACUGCGCCUGCUGGGCCGGCUACCAAAACGCGGGGCAGAGCUGCGGCGGUGUCGAGCGCAUCUACGUCGACGAGUCCAUCUACCCUGAGUUUCUCGAGCAGCUGAAGGCGAAGACGGCGGCGCUGCGUCACGGCCCGGACAGUCCGAACUUCGACGUGGACAUGGGCUGUGUGACAACGAAAGGGCAGUACGACACGAUCGACGCACAGGUGAAGGAGGCGGUGGCGCAGGGAGCAAAGAUUGAGGCGCAGAGCCGCCCCGUCCCCGGCUGCCCGACGGACGGUCUCUUCUACCCGGCCACAGUCCUUUCCGGCUGCACGCCGUCGAUGCGUGUGAUGCGCGAGGAAACCUUCGGACCGAUUCUACCGGUGGUGCCCUUCAAGACGGAGGCCGAGGCCAUCCAACUUGCGAACGACUGCAACCUCGCCCUCACGAGCAGCGUCUUCUCCCGCGAUGCGAAGCACGCUAAGGCGGUAGCGAUGCAACUACAGAGCGGCGUGGUGAGCAUCAACGACCACCUCUAUUCCCACGGCAUGGCCGAGGCACCAUGGGGUGGGUGGAAGGAGAGUGGCCUCGGCCGCACCCACGGCUAUCUCGGCCUCAAGGAGAUGUGCAACGUGAAGUGCAUCAACACCGACGCAGUGCCGUCGGCCUGGAUGCCGCGCAACCUGUGGUGGUACCCGUUCAGCGCGGACACGUAUAAGCUACUGCGCCGCGCGCUCGUCUUUGCUGCCCCGAACAGCUGUGGCAGCUGGCUGUCCAGCGUGUGGUAUGUUGUGACGCACAGCGGCAGCAUGUUCCGUGCGUGGAAGGUGAAGGAUAAGAACGCUUAG